AUAUUUAAGCGGGUGAUAUUUCAUAUAAAAAGAUUUGGGCUUGGUGCAGGUUUUAUUUCAUUUUAGAAGGGGAUGCUUCGCCUUUGCAACUUUUACCAACCACAUAUAGUAAAAAGCUUUCACCAUGAAUUUAAUUGCCGUCUUUGUGCCACUUUUCUGCAUGUUUGCAUCAGGGGAUGCGAUAACAUGCAUUAUGUGUAGUGGUAUCACGACUACAAACAACGCAGCCUUAAACCUGACUGAUCUACCCCCAGGGACAUGUGAAAAACCACAGGAGUCAAAUUGUACUUCCGAUACUAAAGGUUGCAUGACCAUGUACUAUAUUAUCACCCUGAUGCAUAAAACUGAAGGUAAAAUCAUCAUGACAGACAUUGAGCGAGGAUGCGCUCCCCCUAACUUCAAUUACGUGAUCCCCGACGGGGACGCAUGUCUCAACGAAACUUCAACGGAGGUAUUUUCUGCAGCUCUGCCUGAUCCGUCCACUGUGCUUCCCCCUAAUCUUGGGGCGACCUAUGAUAGUCAUCAAAUAAGCUUGUGUGUGUGCGACAGCCAAGAUCUGUGUACACCACCCGAACCGGCCAGUACCACGAAUCAAACGGUUCCAAACGCCGAACCGACUCCAGACAUGGGAGAUACGAUAACUACUGUUGCAUCCGAUGCCACAACGUUGUCCGACUCACUUGGCUGUGAUGAAGAAGGAGAUUCUGCAGCAAAGGUGCUUAUCGCAAGUUCCGUACUCGUUGUUGGUUCUCUUCUGAACGUCUUGUUAUCCAUUUAAUACCAAUGAAUCGAUUGAUGUUACUCGCAUGUCACGUUUUAAAUACCGCUACGUCUACGUCACACUGUCGGAGGCGACUCCGGAUCGACAAAAUUUUACAUUACCCCCAAUGCCAUACUAUCGGUUAGGGUGGAGUCAGUGUACGUGAUGUGACUGUGACGUCAGACCCGUGACUUGUAGCACUUGAUGAAGCCACACUUUGCAUAUGACUUUUACCGAAAAUAAAAUGAUGCAUAAUUAUCAUGAUUAUAUUAAAAAAACAAUAAAACAAGAGUAAUUGGUUGAUGAUGAUUGGUGUGAGAAAUGGGGUAUUAUUAUAUUUAUUGACUGGUCUAAUUGGUUUUGUAAAGCUCUGCAGACUCAGUGUGUUUAAAAAAAAGGUGGUCAAAUCUUUGAGGGAUUUCAUUCAAAAAUAAUUCAAAUUUACCAAACAAUGAAAGAGCAAGUUCAUAGAUUUAUAUUGCUACCCUAUACUUGUAUCUCUUUCACCACUUGUGACUCAAAUUAGUGAUUUGAAGAAAUCAGGUACGAAUUGUAUAUAUUUUUCCAAUAUUUGGUAAUUACGCUGAGAUGAAAUUUCAAUUGAUGCAUCAGGAGAGUGAUUUCAUGUUUUAUUGACAUGGUUAACCGAAACAGCUCUACUUUAGGCUUCAAUAAAGGGCCGAAGAAAAUGUAGUUUUUCCAAUGAUUAGCUUCCCUUCACUUCAGCCAUUUCAACAAAACUUGAUAAUAUAUAAAAAUCUGUAAUUCUAGUCAGUAAUAUUUUUUUUCAUUCAUGCAUGAUGUCCGUGAUGCAAGUUGGGUAUCAAUAAAACCACGAGGAGUUGCUCUUUCUAGUUAUUUUUAAUCUAAACUCUGAACCGACGAAUCGACCUGAAGUCGUUUUGAUAGGAUUGAUUGUCGUAUAUUGUAUCAUUUAAUGUGUUUAUAUAUUAUAAUUGGACAUACUGGAUUCUGUCAUGACUGGGAGGGGGGGGGGGGGGGGGGGGGUGAAUACUCUAUUUUGUCCGUAUAGUAUUCAGAAGUCCAGUUUAGAAUUGGCAGUGUCUAUAUGAUUCUGUUCUAAUGGGAAACAGGAGAAUUCAGAAAUACAUUUUGCAAUAUCAUUAUACAAUGUUAUAAAUCGAUUUGGUCAGUGACCUCUCUUAAGGAUCACCUUUGAACAAAUGAUUAUUUAAAAUCAAACUUUAACUUGAAUCAAUUUUUAAUCUAAUCCCUGUGUUCGGCCGGUCACUGACCACAGCUUGUGUUGAUUUAUUUCCAAACUAUGGAAUGUGUAAUUGAGAGUAUUCACAUUCUAUAUUCCACUGACUCUAUAUGUAAAGUCUUCAUUUUUUUGAGAAAAUUAAUCGAAUAUCAUACAUUUAAGCUGCAUUAUUUAUAACUAUACGGGUGGAGGUUUAAUCAAUGUAUGUACACUGCAAAAACUCCGGUGUUGAUUUAACACCAGCUCGGAAUCUAUAUAUGUCCACACCAGAGAAGUAUUGAAACAACACCCGUUUGGAAUCAAACCGAUGCUGUUUUAAUAAUUGGUGUUGUAUAAUCAUCUGGUGUUAGACUAAUACCAAAACCGGUGUUGUUUAACACUUAUCUGGUGUGGAAAUAUAUAGAUUCCGGGCUGGUGUUAAAUCAACACCGUUGUUUUUGCAGUAUAUUGACAACAUUUACCUCCUUCAUUUAAGAUAUCAUGAGCCUUUUUUAAUAAUCUUAAAUCAAAAUAAUUUUAUAAUUUUCAGUAAGAAUUCGCGCAGACAUACUGUAAUCUCAGGUGCUGAAUUAUUGUUUUAGUGGCCCAAACAUAGAAUAGUGUGUGCAGGUCUUUGUAACCGAAUGGAAAGGCACUUUAUUAAAUGUCUAUUGGAUAGGAUUAGAUCUUUUCCCUUGAAUUUGUUGUUCGUUAUAUUUUCUCCAUCAUAAUUAAACAGCUUCGCUUACCACAUGUUUUAUUACAUGUUGUCUUUGUGUAACUGCUUACCAACCAGUAUUAAUCAGAACACAUUAUUAUUAUUAUUGUUGUUAUUUAUUUGGUAUUUCAAAAUACAUUAUUAAACAAUACAAUUACAUUAACAAUGUGAUAUGCGUGACAUAUUACGAAAGACUUGGAAUAGAGAUGGAGGGGCUGCCUCAGUUUCGAAAAUGUUAACUAAAUUACCAUGACCCGCAGGUCUUCCUUCCCACACCCCUUUACCUCCAUCCAGGUCAGUAUAAGAAUAUAAAAAGAAACAUAUGAAUUAUACGUAUUCAACUUAAACUGGCAACAGUUCAUUUGGCGAAACAAAUGUAACAUGGAUCCAUCAGCAAUUAUCAUUUCAAUUGAUUCAUGGCAAUAUAGAUAAUGAAAAGGGGGAAAAAUGAUGCAUGUUAUUUUACUUGAUUGUGUACAUAUCCAAGCUGUUUCGAAUAUCAAUUGAUUACCUAAUUAUUGGAGGGCACUCUACAAGAGCUUGUCUACGAAUGAAUAUUCUUACAUUAUAUUGUAAUUGUAAAUUAUUUGAAGAGAAUACGUAUAUACAUGUUGGUAAGAAUAAAUCCACUAAAUGAA
Molecule: messenger RNA, 3320 nt
Organism: Lytechinus pictus (painted urchin)
Lineage: Eukaryota; Metazoa; Echinodermata; Echinoidea; Temnopleuroida; Toxopneustidae
Exons: 5
Coding region: 125-778 (217 amino acids)
Source: RefSeq, a predicted model, not a curated record